UCUCUGGCAGACUCAUCUGGAUGUAUACAUGGCAUCAACGUGGCGCCCAAUGUCUCUUGCGUUAUUUUCUUUUGUUUUCCUGCAGAUAUCCUCGUCUUAUGAGCAGCUGUCUGCCUUUGUGGAAGGAAGCUCAGAUGAUGCAUCAUCCCAAGACAUCAGAAUUCAACAAAAUGGGGUGGACGCUGACGGCUCGGUGUUUGCGGCUGAAGCGCUGCAGCCGUACGGAUGGCAGCUUCACGCUCCUCCAUGCAGGAAGCUGCUUCAGUCUCCGGGAAUGUUGCUGUACUCUCCUCUGAGUGUUUCUUACAACGGCAAGACCUGCAUCCUCUUCAGAGCCCGCAAACUAGCCAUCAGGUUCAGGAAUCACAGUUUAGUGGACCUCACAGAGAGAACCUUCAGCCCAGACGCACCGGUGGACACCAAAGGCUCCUUCUGCAGCAAAGACAAAGCCAUACUCAAUCUACGUUUUGGCGAUGUGGAAGAUCUAAGAGGCCUCUCCAUCAGGCUACAGAUGUCAAACACGUUCUACGAGUCUGCGGGACAGAACUGGUUCACUCUGGAUAACGUGUACAUCCAUUACAACUGGACAUACGAGGCCACGUUCAACGCUACAGAUGUGUACGCACCCUCCACCAACUCCUAUCACUGCCAGCACGUCAGCAGCCUGCAGAAGUACGACACACUGCUGGUGCCCAGCGCCAACACCGACCACGCCGCACACUGGCACAUAACCUUCACCGACUUCCAGAUCCAGGCGUUUAACGUUCACUCCAGUAAGUUUGCGGCGGCCAGCGACUGCGCGACCUUCUUCACUCCUGCCAUCCUGAUGGGUCUGAUCACGUCUCUGAUCCUGCUGCUGGUGCUGGCCUACGCUCUGCACAUGGUGGUUCACCUGAAGCACAUCGACCGCUACGAAGAGCACAAGACCACCGUCUACUUCCCACGCAGCACAGAAGCGGAGAGCACAGAGAAGAACAACCUCUAGAGUCCCGAGAGAGAGACGGACACUUCUGUGACUGUGAGCUCUGACUCCCAUCUGAACGGAGAAUCAGAGCUGUUUGGGACUGACUGCACCACGGCAGUGGCAUCAUUGUGGUGGGACAGUGGAAGUCCGAAUCAGGUUCCUUCGGGAGCUUUACAGGCUCGGCACACUGGAGGAUUUGGAGAUAUCAGCCAGUUCUCACCAAAAAUCUAGGAAUUAAUCAUUCAGUGUCAGGUUUCAUGAGUGGAAGGACAUCUUCAGAUGUUUGAAUGCGAUUUGAAAUAGCACAAUAAUCAAUAUAUCUUGCAUUUGCAUCGUCUGUCUUAGCUUCUGUUUGACUGCUAAGGACCAGAUUUAACUUCAGUACUGAUGCUUCUCUGAAGUCAACAUGAAAUGGUGUUUCGUAAGCAAUUUACAGUUGUAAUUUUACAUAUUUGCGAAUAAAAUAUCUUGAUUUUUUCAUCUGGAACUGAUUGGAUGGUAUUACGGAAGCCCAUUACCG
Messenger RNA from Sinocyclocheilus anshuiensis, 1484 nucleotides. RefSeq names its product V-type proton ATPase subunit S1-like protein. The transcript has 7 exons. Lineage: Eukaryota; Metazoa; Chordata; Actinopteri; Cypriniformes; Cyprinidae. Gene Ontology annotation, cellular component: proton-transporting V-type ATPase complex. Gene Ontology annotation, molecular function: ATPase activator activity. The record is from RefSeq and is a predicted model, not a curated record. Bases 29 to 985 code for a protein of 318 amino acids.